UGUGUGUGUGUGUGUGUGUAUAGUGCAGUCCUCUCUACUUAUCCCAAAACCACAAUAACAGUAACUUUUACCCCCUCUCUGGUUCUUCUUUUUUCCUUUUCAUCUCACCACACACCCACAAACGCGUUCUUUUGACAUUUUGGUGACAAAGGAUCCUCAAUUCACUAACAACUGAUUAUAAUUUUAAAUUUUCUUACGGAAUGCGUCCGAGACAAUCGUCGAAUCUCACGUCGUCGUCUAUGCCCGUUGACGACCUAUAUGGAAACGAAGGCAUGGCGCCUGGCAGGUCAUUGGGGGACCCCCGACUUUUAUUCCAACAACGUGCUACCGGAGCAGCAGCAACAGCUGGGUUGGCACCUCAACUCAUUCAACGCAGAAGAUCGGGCCUCGAUCUUACACCUACGGCUAGUAGCGAUGGCAGCGUCGGUGGUGGUAUUGGUUUCGGUGGCACCACUCCAGCUACCAAUAGUAGUGGUGGUGGUGGUGGUGGGGCCAGCCGUAUGUUUGGUUUGACACGACAACAGAGUGAAGGAGGUGGUACAGCAACCAUAUUUCGUCGACGCGACAACAACGCACGCCGCUUGCAACAUCGACGACCAAUUCCUAUGCAUCGCAGCUUGGCACGAAGCCAGACAGACAUUCGCCUGCCGCGUGAAAACAGCAUACCUCUUACAAGAAGUCGAUCACGUUCGCCUAUCCGUUGGGCGCGUACAUCUACUGUCAAUGGCAUGCCGUUUGAUGCUGCUGCUUCUUACGAUGAUCUGUCGCGUGAAAAUUCCGCGUCUGCUACUAGUGGUGCUGCGAGUAGAGGAGGAGAAUCUGCAUCGUCCGGUUGGCGUCGCCUUUCUUCUUCGCUGGCGCGCAUCUGGGGCCGCUCCGAAUCCGAUAAUAAUAACAACGAACAACAGCAACAGCAACAGCAGCAACAAAAUAUUGAAUGUUUUCAGGAUCGUUUGGAAGGACCAUCGUCUUCAUCAUCCGCGCACCAUCAUCGCCAUCAUUCUCUUGUGACUGCAGCGAUUCCUGCUUCUGCCGUUGCUGCUAUCCCUGCUGAUGGAGCAUCGCAAGUUGUUGAUGAGGAGGAGGAUACAGCAGAAGAAGCAAUGAUACCCACCAACGAUGCGAAUGAUAAUGCUGAUGCGCGACCAAGUGCCGUGGAUCGUGCAGACGAUGAAGACCCCGAUCCACUGUUAUGCCCUAUCUGUCGCGACCUGUUGAACUCUGUCGCAGUCACUGUGUGUGGGCAUACAUUCUGUUAUCCAUGCAUUUCACAGUAUGUGGCCGCAUCCCCGGAUUGUCCAAUUUGUCGUUCGCGACUUACACAACAGCAAAUUUUGCCCAACUAUCAGUUUUCAGACCUAGUCGAAAUGUACCGAGAAGACAAGCGCCGCGGUUCUCAGAGUAUGAUCCGCUCGGUACAAUCAGAACCGAAGCGUAACAAUGCCGCGUUACUUGAAGCUAUUUUGAAAGACCUGCCGUACAAAGAGGCGUUGGCACUUUUGCAACCAGCUGUUGCUCGAAAAAAGCAGGAAGAAGUCGAUCGCAAGGUUACGGAAACUAUAUUGUUGGAAGAAUUUCUGGCGAGACUAAAGGAAAAGCACAAGUGUGUCAUCAGUGAACUAGAAACACAAAUCAAGGUGAUCGAUAAUGAUCUGGUGCGUGCCAAGAGCAAACGUGCCGUUAAUUACAUGAAUGGCGUAGAGGAAGGCCUAUCAUCAUCCAGUCUUUUAUUGGGAGGAACUAGUGAGGAUGCCACCGUCAUUGACACUGUUGAAGGUGAUGCUAGCGGCAACAGUGCUACGACAGCUGACAACGCUGCAGACUCACUGGCUGUUGCUAACUCAUUGCAUCGCGCUGGUCACAAGCGAAAAAUCCAAGAGCUACUUGGGUUUGGUGGCGAUACCGCUUUGAACGAUAGUGUGAGCCAAGCCAAACGUCAACGACUCUAUGAACGAUUUGAAAGCUUACAUGAACUAUACUUGAAAGAAGCUUGUAUCGCUAGUAGUAGCGGCAGCAGCAGCAGCAGCAGCAAUAACAGCGGUAGUGGUACAGACCAUCCAUUUCAUUACGACCUUGACAAACUUUCAUCCUUGCUUUACGAGACAACUCGAUUCAGCUCAUUUCGUGUAUUGGAUACCCUCUUCCAUAAUGACAGCAACACAUCGAGCAUCAUCUCUUCUAUUGAAUUUGACCGCGACGAUGAAUUCUUUGCCAUUGCUGGUGUGUCACGUGAAAUCAAGCUAUUUGAUGCAAGCAUGAUUGCGGACGCGAUCUCGGUGCAAGACUCAAUGAUGGAUAGUGACAACAUCAACGAUCCUUGGCCUCGCGGUAAUCGUGAUACGCGCGGCUCUGGUUUUAUUGGUCAUUUCCAACCGUCUCAGCUCGUGCAUUGUCCCGUCAAGGUGAUCCCAGUCGGUCAAAAGAUCAGCUGUCUGUCAUGGAACACAUAUGUGAAAUCGCAUAUCGCAAGCUCGGACUAUGAAGGCACUGUACGUGUUUGGGACGUGAACGAAGGCCAGGCAAUUCGUACCUUUGAUGAGCACGAAAAACGUGCUUGGAGUGUGGACAUGUGCUCUGCCAACCCGACGUAUCUUGCAUCCGGUGGCGACGACUCCACUGUCAAGAUUUGGUCGACAUCCAUGGCACAUUCAGUCAUGACGUUGCCUUUCAAUGGAAAUGUUUGCUGUGCCAAGUUUGCUCCUAAUGUUGCUAAUUAUUUGGCUGUUGGUACAGCUGAUCACAGCGUUAUUUGCUAUGACCUGCGCAACACGGCGACGCCCAUCCAAUCUUUCAGUGGCCACAGGAAGGCUGUCUCAUAUGUCCGUUGGCUCGACGACAACCAACUUAUUUCCGCAUCUACAGACAAUACCCUUCGUCGGUGGAACAAUACGAAUGGUGAAUGUCAGCUCGUCUAUUCUGGUCACAAAAAUGAGAAGAAUUUUGUUGGUCUGUCUGUGAGCAAGGACUGGAUUUCGUGCGGCAGUGAAGAUAACUCGAUCUAUACCUAUCACAAGGGCUGCAAGACCCCCAUCGCCAAAUUCCGAUUCCCUGCAGCGCCUAUGGCAUUCUAUGACCCACAAUAUACCCAAGAAGAGGACCAGCUGUCUUCCGGAUUCGUCAGCUCGACGUGCUGGAAGAGGGAUACUAACACCUUAUUGGCCGCAAACAGUAAGGGCAUCAUUAAAGUGCUUCAAAUGGUCCCAUAACUAUGAUGAUUCCUCUUUACAACCUUCAACAAAAUAACUGUACGUUAUGUAAAAAAAAAAC
Zychaea mexicana is the source of this 3267-nucleotide messenger RNA. RefSeq names its product WD40-repeat-containing domain protein. The transcript has 10 exons. Gene Ontology annotation, molecular function: ubiquitin protein ligase activity; protein binding. Bases 201 to 3206 code for a protein of 1001 amino acids. Lineage: Eukaryota; Fungi; Mucoromycota; Mucoromycetes; Mucorales; Lichtheimiaceae. The record is from RefSeq and is a predicted model, not a curated record. Gene Ontology annotation, biological process: proteasome-mediated ubiquitin-dependent protein catabolic process.